GCCAGUAGCCUGCUAGCCUGCAGUGCUCAGAGCCGGGAGACAUGGACUGCGCCUGACACCAUGUGGGCUCUUAUCCUCUGGUUCCUGAGUCGCCCCCCGGACAGCGGAGCCCGAUCACACUCUCUGCUGUACGCGUACUCUGCUGUGAGUAACCCGGGCCCGGGAGUCCCUGCAUUUUUUGCCACUGGCUUCGUAGAUGGCCAGCCCUUCAUCCACUAUGACAGCGUCCGCAUGAAGGCAGAGCCUGCUGUUGACUGGCUGAGGGAAAAUCCAAGUUACUUUGCUGAUGAGACUCAGGUCUUCACCAACCGGAUGAAGAUUUUCCAGCUAAGCCUGAGAAACAUAGAGCAGUACUACAACAGCUCGGGGGCCCAGAGCCGGCGAGCAGGCCCUCACACCCUCCAGUUCACAUACGGCUGUGAGAUGCGGGAUGACAGAAGUGCCACAGGACACUGGCAGUACGGCUAUGACGGCAGCGACUACCUGACCUUGGAUCUAGACUCCAUGCAAUAUAUAGCAGCCACGUCCAUCGCUGACCACACCGUGCGGAAGUGGGAAAACAAUGAGUACUGGCUGGAGAGAGAAAAGAGCUACUUGGAGAAGGAAUGCCUCCUGUGGCUGAAGAAAUACUUGACCCUCGGAGGAGAGAACUUCAACCGAACUGACCCUCCCCAGAUAAGAGUAACCCGCCACCCCAAACCUGAAGGAGAUGUCACCCUGAGAUGCUGGGCCCUGGGCUUCUACCCAGCUGAGAUCUCCCUGACUUGGCAGCUGGAUGGGGAGGACCUGAUCCAGGAAAUGGAGUUUGUGGAGACCAGACCUGCAGGAGACGGAACCUUCCAGAAGUGGGCAGCUGUGGUGGUGCCUUCCGGGGAGGAGCAGAAAUACACAUGCCAUGUGCAGCAUGAGGGGCUGCCGGAGCCCCUGAUCCGAAGAUGGGAGCCUCUUCAGUCCACCACCACAGUGCCCUGGAGUGCCCCCGUGUUUGUUUUCCUGACACUUGCUGUCACCUACUGCACACUGAAGUUUUGGAAGAAGAUCUACAUUUGCCCUUUGCGAUGCAGAAGAGAAGAACCUUACUGAGACGUUCCCUUAGAGAGGUGAACAAGACUAGACCGAAGAAGCAACAACUUUUCUCCGGAGCUGGAGAAGAUGGCUACAUUUCUGCAAGAAGUAACAUCUUGGGCCACAGAAGCCGAUAGCUCUUCUAGGAUGUUCCCUUAGGGGAACAGAGCAGAGCUCAGCUGCAGGGGCGCUGGAGAGGAGCAGGAUUGAUAUAUCCUGUGGGGAUACCAUUCCCACUGCACCCCAGCUUCAGGUAGCUGGCUUCCCAGCGAGUCAGGACACCUUUCCCUCAAGGGCUGAAUGUUGCUGGAGAGAGGGCCUGCUUGUUCGUCCUGGCCACUCGGCUAGCUUAGCUCCAAAAUAACCACACAGAAAUUGUAUUAAUUAAAUCACUGCUUGGCCCAUUAUUUCUAGUCUCUUACUGGCUAACUUUCACAUCUUGAUUUAACACAUUUCUAUUAAUCUGUUCAUCACCACGUGGCAGUGGCUUACCGGGAAAGAUUCGGCAUGUCUGUUUCUGGAGGCUCCAUGGCGGCUCCCUCCUCCUCCUCCUCCGCCUUUCUUCCUCCCAGCAUUCAGUUCUGUCUUCCCUGCCUACCUAAGUUCCGCCCUAUCAACUAGGCCAAGGCAGCUUCUUUAUUCAUUAACCAGGGAAAGCAACACACAGACAGAAGGCCCUCCCCGUCCCACACCAGCUGGGCUGUCCACCCUCCCCCCUCCCACACCAGAAGGCCCUCCUAUCAGCUGGGCUGUCCUGCUGAGGCUCUAGGUUCAGGCAUCUUUGCAGCCCCGGAGCUGUAACACUCACACUCCCUUACAAAGGCUCUCAGCUUGAGCUGAAGAGAUGGCUCAGAGGUUAAGAACACUGACUGCCCUUCCAAAGGUCCUGAGUUCAGUACCCAGCAACCACAUGGUGGCUCACUAUAUUUCUAUAUGGUGUGGCAGCCAGCCUCUGAAGCCAUAGUCAGUAUCUGAGGAUGGACACGUAGCCUACCAGACAGGCCUUUGCAACCUAACAAAAGGUCAGGAUGUGGUUUUGCUCCUUUCUUUGUAAUUUGGAGGAUGCCUGAUAGAGAUGCCGAUUCAAACCUGUGUGACAGCCAGCAUACACAGGUAGAUGUGGACAUGACGGAAAGCCAUUCACCUGGUUACCUAGGAAACAGAAUGCUAAUAUAUUUUCCCCUUGGUUAAGUUUUGGUAUAAAGACUGUUUGGAGAAUAAACGAGAAAAUUCUUCAGGACAUGAACUCAGGAUUUCAUGAGGGACCACUGAGAAUCUCCCUCCUGAUAAAACCAUGUGAGUUGUGUAUUUCUGCGUCUCCAAGCCGGUCCAGAGAGAGAGAGUUUAUGUUGGGGUCUGGUCGAGAGAAAAUAAUUUACUGUCCGGGCUAGCACCGGACCCCAACAGCUCACAAUUAUCUGUAAUAAGACCUGGGGCCCCUUCUUGCAUACAGGUAUACAGGCAUACAUGCAGAAGGAACACUGCAUAAUAAAUAAACUCUCAGCUCCUUCCCUAACAUCAUGUCUGCCUGCACACAGCCAUGCUUCUUGUGUUGUUGUGGGGUAUUAUUUUAACUGUGUAAACACGUGUCAAAUACAUUUGCUUAUGCUGCAUUUGUUUAACAAUGUACAGAUAUGUGUUGGCAGUGAGUGAAUUACCUUGUAAGAGCCCAAAAUAUGUCUGUGCAUCCUGUACGAGACGUAAAGGCCCUGAAGAACUGGGGAAACAGCCAGCAGCUCUUCUUUCACAAAGGCCCAAGGGAAGGAGAAAGAGUGUGUGCCUGGAAGUGAAGGCUGGCCAGGAGCAUUUACUCAUAUGUUCACAGCUCACAUACAAUGUAAGAUUGAACCUUAAACCGAAUAUUGGCUCAUGAUAAUUACACUUGGGAAUUCUAGAAGCAGAUAAAGGUUUUAGGCUCAAAAGAAGAUACACACAGCCAGGUGGUGGUGGCAUGUGCCUUUAAUCGCAGAACUCAGGAGGCAGAGACAGGCAGACCUCUGUGAGUUUGAAGCCAGCCUGGUUUACAGAGCUUCAGGACAACCAGGGCUACACACAGAGAAAACACACACGAAGGCAUUUUUACAUACUAACAAGGCAGAAAAUAUGCAGCUUUUGACCACUGAGCCAUCGCCCCCAUAUCAUAGAGUACAAAAAUGACUAACCAUGUCUCCUGUUCCUCAUCAGUUCUAAAGGUCAGAAGUGUCCAUCUGGCUUGUCUGCCUCAUCUUAUAACAACUGGGAAUGAGACGUGGGCUUUCUGGAAGAGCAGUGCACACUCUUCACUGCUGAACCAUCUCCCUGCCCCUAACAGUUCUGGUCUCUGCUCACUGGGCUUUUAUGCUAACAGGCACUGUUGGGGAAUAUUAUUUUGGGGUGUUGCUUUUGUUUAUGCUGCAUUUGUUUAACUCUGUGAAGCUGUGAUUCUGUCUAAAACACCUGAUGGUCUAAUAAAGAUCUGAAAAACCAAUAGCGAGGCAGGAGAAAGGAGAGGCGGGGCUGGCAGGCAGAGAGAAUGGAUAGAAGGAGAAGAAAGAAGAAGAGCAGGGAGAGAACAAGGAGAUGAGGACAUCGGGGCCCAGCCACCCAGCUA
Chionomys nivalis (European snow vole) is the source of this 3655-nucleotide messenger RNA. RefSeq names its product class I histocompatibility antigen, Non-RT1.A alpha-1 chain-like. Gene Ontology annotation, biological process: antigen processing and presentation of endogenous peptide antigen via MHC class Ib; immune response; antigen processing and presentation of endogenous peptide antigen via MHC class I via ER pathway, TAP-independent. Lineage: Eukaryota; Metazoa; Chordata; Mammalia; Rodentia; Cricetidae. Gene Ontology annotation, cellular component: external side of plasma membrane. Gene Ontology annotation, molecular function: peptide antigen binding; signaling receptor binding. The record is from RefSeq and is a predicted model, not a curated record. The transcript has 7 exons. Bases 61 to 1083 code for a protein of 340 amino acids.